Paramecium octaurelia is the source of this 680-nucleotide messenger RNA. The record is from the annotation of a GenBank genome assembly. NCBI's taxonomy places the organism in Eukaryota, Ciliophora, Oligohymenophorea, Peniculida, Parameciidae.
AUGUCAUUAGAAGUGGCAUAAACUAUUCGUUAAGAACAUCCAAACAUUAAAAUUAACAUCAUUGAUCCCAAACGAUGAAAAUCAAUUCUAAGUUUAAUAUGGUCCUGAACUCACAAAUCUUGUUUUGGAUCUACAUGUUGAAAAAGGAAUCAACAUAUAUGAGAACAUAAAGAUCAAGAAAUUCGAAAAGGAUUCAAUUGUCUUCAAGGGAAAGAAGAAACUCAAAUCUGAUGCACUGAUCUUGUUCCCAAGCACAGUAUCACCAAAAACCGAGUUUGCAGAAGUAAGUGAUCAUUAAUUUGAAUUCGAUAAUGCAGGGAGAGUGAAGGUGGAUUACUUCUAGAGGACUGAUAUUAAGAGAAUCUUUGCUGCUGGUAGUUGUGCUCAUACCUAUUAUUAUACUAAUGGUACAGGCCAUAUUGGAGAUCAAUCGUAAGCAUGCUAUAAUUAAGGAAUGACUGCAGCCUAUAAUAUGUUGGCACUUAAUGUUCCUUGGCAUUAAAUCCCCUUCACUUGUACUGAACAAUUUGGAAAGGUGUUGUAAUAGGCUAGUUCAUGGCCACAAUUUGAUGAAGUUCAUAUUGAAGGAGAUCUGAAGGAAUGGGACUUCAUUAUCUAUUACGGUAUGAAUGACUUUGUUGUUGGGGCUGUUGGUAAACUAUUACUUUAGAUUUCAUGAA